CUUGAGACGUUUAUUCGCAUUGCGACUGCGACCGCGAUAUCAUAUCUUAUCGCCCUUCGCUCCUAGUGGCUUCCUCUCCUUGACGACUCGCGACCGUCGCCUGUAGAUUUUUCUUUCCCAUUCGUUUCGAUAACGUUUUGCGCGUGGAGAAAUCAGAUCAGCUUACCGCAAGUCGCGACACCUCUUUCUUCGCAGGCGCAAUCUGAAUACUGGUUCUAGCAAAGUCGCGGAGUUUCCUCCUGUCUCUGCCCCUUGCGCUCCGUCGCCGCUCCGCCCGGUCAAGCAUCAUCGACUUCAACAUCCCGAUCCACAAAUAAUAAAACCCAAGCAAAAUGGCUCCGAGUCGUCAUCUGCCAGCGAGGACAAAUCCUCUCAUGACUGAGGAAGUUCCGGAAUACGAUCAACUCGUUUCUCGUCGCCGUCUGGGCCAGACAGAUCUUGCGGUGAAAGCUGGUCAAGUUGGAACGUCGAAUUCAACGAAGCCGAAGAAUCUGGGCACUUUCGAUUAUGCACACCUCCGAGCCCCGUUGCCGAAAGGUAUCAUGUCCGGCAUCUUCAAGCCAUCGCCUGCUUCCUACUUCCUUAUGCGCCGCAGUCAUGAUGGAUACAUAAGUGCAACAGGCAUGUUUAAGGCGACUUUCCCGUAUGCCGAGGUUGCCGAAGAGGAGACGGAGCGCAAAUAUAUUAAGAGCCUUGAAACGACAAGCUCCGAUGAGACAGCUGGCAACGUGUGGAUUCCCCCGCAGCAUGCUCUUGAACUUGCUGAGGAGUAUCAAAUUCUGCCAUGGAUCAAGGCGCUCUUAGACAAUAAGCCUAUCGAGAUCAACCUUCCGAAAGAUGCCACGCCAAAGACAAUUUCCCCACCUCCAAAGUUUUUGAUGCCUCAAGAAACAUUGGUAGCUCCUACUCCUACUCGUGGUCGUCCUCGAAGAUCUGCUUCUCCAAGCAAAAUUGCGUCUCCAAGGAAGAUUGUGGGAUCGAAGAGAGCAAGAAAGAACGCUGCACAAUCCGAGUCUGUCAAGUCAGAAUCUCUCGAACCAUCCGAGAAACCAGCCCCAAAAAGUCUCCAGGAAGCUUUGAAAGCCCCUUCUGUGAAAGCAGAGUCAACCGAGGAGCCUGUUGUCCGCGUUAAUAUUGAUACCGAGGUGGAGGUUAAAGGGGAUGUCGAGACAACUCACACUCACGUUGAGGUUGAAAUGCCAGCUGGAUCCCCCGAACUGCCUCUGCCUGAGGAUACAGAGGCGAUGAUUGCUAAGGCAAAGGAAAUGGUAGAUGUCGCAAUGAAGAAUCAGAACGGAGCAGUCGUUAGCAACUCCAAGAAGCUCAAGCGAAAAGCCGAGGAUGAAGAGAAAGAAGACGAUUCCGCAGAAAGUGCCCGCGCUAAGAAGGCAAAGGUCGAAACCACCGAAUUGAGGAAAGAGAAAAUCAAGACACGAGCAUUGCUCGGCAUUAGUGCUACUUUGGCCAUUGGUGCCGCUGUUCAAUACGCCUUCAAUGUUCUCUGAGGUGGCGAAUCGAUGCGUAGAGUCGCUUCCUUCCAUUCUCAAUUGUAUUUCAGGCGUUUUUGAUUGGCAUCAAGCUCCAAGCCCCAUGUGGGAAGGUGUCUGAGGAUACCCGGAUCCAUCGUGGUCAGAGUACAUACAGCCAAGAUUGUUGUGUACUCGAUAAAAUUGGCCUUUCCAUAGGUUCU
Molecule: messenger RNA, 1690 nt
Organism: Hyaloscypha bicolor E
Lineage: Eukaryota; Fungi; Ascomycota; Leotiomycetes; Helotiales; Hyaloscyphaceae
Product: DNA-binding domain of Mlu1-box binding protein MBP1
Exons: 4
Coding region: 333-1505 (390 amino acids)
Biological process (GO): mitotic telomere tethering at nuclear periphery; meiotic attachment of telomere to nuclear envelope
Cellular component (GO): nuclear membrane complex Bqt3-Bqt4
Molecular function (GO): DNA binding
Source: RefSeq, a predicted model, not a curated record